Coregonus clupeaformis (lake whitefish) is the source of this 2306-nucleotide messenger RNA. RefSeq names its product tubby protein. Gene Ontology annotation, biological process: protein localization to cilium. Gene Ontology annotation, cellular component: cilium. The transcript is spliced from 10 exons. NCBI's taxonomy places the organism in Eukaryota, Metazoa, Chordata, Actinopteri, Salmoniformes, Salmonidae. The record is from RefSeq and is a predicted model, not a curated record. The coding region runs from base 203 to 1609 and encodes 468 amino acids.
CUUAUGUCAGACGGAGAAAGAGAGAUAGAAUGAAACACGUUUCAUGUUUUCAUUGAUGCAUGUUUACUUGAGAAUCUGUAGUUGUAUUAUUUGUCUGCAGGCUGCACAUUUGUCCAGGUAAAUCUAUUUAGAUAUCUGCUUCUCAGCAGACGGUCAUUAGGGGUCUUAUUGGAGUCUUAUUUACAGUACAAUUACUUUAGCCAUGGAGGACCCAGAAUUGCGUCAACUAAAGCUGGACAAUCAGCGUUCCCUUUUGAUGAAGAAGCAGCAGAGACGGAGGGCCGAUACCCAAAUGGUCACAGCCAAUAGGGACGCUCGACCCAAGAAAAGCAAGCAGAAGACUGGAGCAGAUGACACAGACCUGUUGAUUACGCAAUCCCAGAGCAACAACUCCUUAAAUGCUGAAGAGGCCCAUGAUAACCCACUGGAGGAAAUUACUCUGGGAGAGCUCAGCCUAAAAACGAAUGAUGCUACAGAUGAGAUGCCCCCCGAGAAAUACAUCAUCACCAAGACUAUGGACGUGGACAUUGACAGCCAGCCACAGCCAAAACUUAGCACAGAAAAUGAAGGCCCUGCGGAAGUGAAAAAGAAGGAGAAAAAAGAGAAAUGUGUGAAAAAGGAGAAGGGGCAAGCAAAACCAAGGUGCCAAAUAAGCGACAAUGAGAGGGAGGAAGAUGAAAUUCUUGAAAGAGAGAAAAAAGAGAAAACUCCAAAAAAGAGAAAAACUGUGGAGAAAACCAAAACCAAUCUCGCACCGCUUAACUCCAACUACAGGCAUCAGGACACCUCAGAUAGUGACGACGACAUUGGAAGAGUGACAACUCCUAUCUCAGUUGAAGAUCUUGAAAAGUUUGCCCUGCAUCCAGCCCCUAGAGAUACAACAAUCCAAUGCAGAAUCACUCGGGACAGGAGGGGCGUGGAGAAAGGAAUGUACCCCACCUACUAUCUCCAUAUGGAGAAGGAGGAUGGGAAGAGGGUGUUUUUAAUGGCAGGCAGGAAGAGGAAGAAGUGCAAAACCUCCAAUUAUCUCAUUUCCAUUGAUCCAACAGAACUUUCCAGAGACACAGACAGUUAUAUAGGCAAACUACGAUCAAAUGUGCUAGGCACCAAAUUCACAGUGUUUGACGGUGGGGAUAACCCAGAUAAGAAGCCUUUCGUCAAAGAGUGUGAGUCUGUUCGGCAAGAGCUUGCGGCAAUCUGUUAUGAGAAGAAUGUUCUAGGUUUCAAAGGCCCCAGGAAAAUGACGGUGGUUAUUCCUGGCAUGAUGGAGAAUGAUGAGAGAGUGUGCAUUCGCCCAAAAAGUGAUAUAGAGUCUCUGCUCUCCCGCUAUGAGAAUGGUAACACUGACAACCUAGUGUGCCUCAUGAACAAGUCCCCCAGCUGGAACGAACAGACACAGUCCUACGUGCUCAAUUUCCACGGCCGCGUCACACAGGCCUCCGUCAAAAACUUCCAAAUCGUCCACCCUGACAACGAGGACUACAUUGUGAUGCAGUUUGGUCGGGUAGCAGAGGACGUAUUCUCCAUGGACUAUAGCUUCCCUAUGUGUCCCCUGCAGGCCUUCGCCAUCACCCUCUCCUCCUUCGAUGGCAAACUGGCUUGUGAGUGAUACCAAGAGUGGACAACUCAAUCAAGCAGAAGCAGAGCCUUAAUGGCUUACCAUUACAGUUCCAUCACAAUAUUAAUUGUCAAUGUGCAUUCCAGGUAGUAUUGGUUAAGUGUUUGAUAUUUUUCAACACCUGAGAUUACAAAAAUAUUAUUUUAGAUUUUGGGAAAAAAUGUAACAACUAAUCAACCUCAUUCAUUGAGUAUAGGUUAUGAUUCAGUCUCAAUAAGGAACACAUAUUCCUAAAUAUUAUCUGAAAACAAUGGAAAAACAGCAACUAGUUCCUCUGAAUGAUAUAUUGUGGAUAGAUGUCUGGUAGAUGUAACUUCAGUAGAAUGACAAUGUUGCACAGCAUACAUGUGCAUAAACCUGUUUUGUGCAGGCGAUUUGAUCUUAUUUGAACUGAAACAUUUUUAUAAAAAAUAUGUAUAAGAAAUAUGUCCAAUUCAUUUAUUUAAUAUUGAUUACAGUCUUAAGGCUCCGCUCCACAUUAUCAAAAGUAUAACGUAUUCAAUUUUAUUUCAUUUUUUUCCACAUUCCACAUAAUUUCAAAUGUAUACCAAACAUUAGGAACACCACCCCUGUUGCCCUUUCGUCAGGGCAUGGGCUCUACAAGGUGUAGAAAGCAUUCAACAGGGAUGCUGGCCCAUGUUGACUCCAAUGCUUCCCACAGUUGUGUCAAGUUGUCUGGAUGUCCUUU